GGCUGCGCGGUUGGUUGAUGGAAAACAACAACAGCUAGGCACCAUGAGGGUCCCCGAAACACUGAUCUGGGCUGCUUUCUUCAUCCACAAGGUGAUGGGAGAGUACGGCAUGGCCCAUUUCAGUGAUAAGGGCAAGAGCAGAGGAAAGGAUUACUGCAUAUUCUUCAACUCACAGUGGGCACGUCUACCUCAGGACCUCAAUAAGGCAUCACGUCUUCAGAUAUACGAUUUGACAACAUCAGUCCUGUGCUCACCCUCGGACGUUCCCGAGGGAGGCUUCCCAAAUCUCAUCCCCAUGGUGAUGAGGGGCAACUGCACUUUCUAUGAAAAGGUUCGCCUGGCCCAGAUUAAUGGCGCUAAAGGCUUGCUCAUCGUCAGCAAGGACAGACUGACUCCACCAUCAGGAAACAAGACUCAGUAUGAGGAGAUCGACAUUCCCGUCGCACUUAUGAGCUACUCUGAUAUGCUUGACGUAAGCAAGACCUUUGGUAAAGGGAGACUGGUUGCCAUGUAUGCACCCAAUGAGCCGGUGUUGGACUACAACAUGGUGAUCAUCUUCCUCAUGGCCGUUGGAACGGUGGCCGUCGGAGGCUACUGGGCCGGCAGCAGAGACAGCAAAAAGCGUUACAUGAAACACAAGCGGGAUGACGGUUUGGAGAAGCAGGACGAGGAGACGGUAGACGUCACCCCGAUCAUGAUCUGCGUGUUUGUGUUCAUGUGCUGCAACAUGCUGGUGCUUCUCUACUUUUUCUACGACCGCCUGGCCAUUUGGGUCAUUGGGAUCUUCUGCGUGGCCUCGUCCGUGGGCCUCUACAGCUGUCUGUGGCCUUUUGUCAGGAGACUUCCUUUCUGCAAGUGCAGGGUCCCGGAGAACAACCUGCCGUACCUGCACAAGCGGCCACAGAUCCGCACGUUGCUGCUGUCGGCGUUCUGCAUCAGCGUCAGCAUCAUCUGGAUGGUGUUUCGCAAUGAAGACCAGUGGGCGUGGGUGUUGCAGGACGCCCUGGGGAUCGCCUUCUGUCUGUACAUGCUCAAAACAGUCAGGCUGCCCACGUUCAAGGCUUGCACUUUAUUACUGACAGUUUUAUUUGUCUAUGAUGUUUUCUUCGUAUUCAUCACUCCCUUCUUUACAAAGAGUGGGGAGAGUAUAAUGGUGGAGGUAGCGGCUGGUCCUUCUGACUCCGCCACACAUGAAAAGCUCCCCAUGGUGCUUAAAGUGCCGAGGUUAAACUUCUCUCCUCUGGCUCUUUGUGACCGUCCCUUCUCUCUCUUGGGCUUCGGAGAUAUCCUCGUACCAGGUCUGCUGGUGGUGUACUGUCACAGAUUUGACAUUUUAACACAGACCUCCAGGAUCUACUUUGUGACGUGCACGAUCGCGUACGGCGUGGGCCUGCUCAUCACCUUCGUGGCUCUGGCUGUGAUGCAGAUGGGCCAGCCGGCCCUGCUGUAUCUGGUGCCUUGCACUCUGCUCACCAGCCUCACUGUAGCGCUGUGGCGCAGGGAGCUGCCCCAGUUCUGGACUGGAAGUGGAUUUGUGCCUGCCAUAAUGCUCGCACCAAUCAACUGUACACAAACGGCGGAGCCGCAGCCAGAGGGGCCCUCGGACAAACCGGAGCCACAAACCACAGAAUCCACUAAUCAGAGCAAAGACGCGGCCGAGCAGCCGCCUCAGGAAACCCGCUCAGAGGAGACCAGCGAGGAAAAAAACAAGUCAAACUGAACCCAGCUCUCGUACAUCUUUCAUUUCACACUACGUUUUUAUAUGUGACUGCUUACAGCGUGUCUCAUUUCAUGGAUAUUUCUAGUACAGACAUUUAUUAUUUGCACUUGAUGUGAAGGGAAGAGCAAGCAGAUCUGUUUUUGUUUGUUUGUUUUUUAAUGGCUGAGGGGCCGGUAUUCAGACCAACACGUAUAAAACCUUGCACAGCCUCAGGAACAGACCUGCACCACCCGUAAGCAAAUAACAAACCAAAUUUACAAACUACUGAAGCUGAUAAAACAAACCACACCAGGUCGUCUGCGGUGAAACUUGGAGACUCACAUUUUCUUGUCACUGCAGUUGGGAUGAGGGGAUUCAGGAAAAUUAAAAAGAAAAUAUAUAUAUACUUGUUAUUGCUCAUUAUUCAGUGGCAUUUAGAAAAAAAAACAGGUUUUAAAAACAGAUAUUGUAGAUUAUAGUUGCAACUCUACAGUUAUGAAAGCAGAGUCAGUGGUACGUACUGAGAGAAGCAUUGAGAGUUAUUAGAGAUCUUUGAAGGGUUUUGUCUUGUCUAUUUUGAAUCCUUCAGUUUCACGCCAUCUCGCUUCUGAGGCGCCAAAUUUAAUAUAAUUGAUGGAGAUCUUUGAACAGGACACUGAAGCC
Messenger RNA from Cololabis saira (Pacific saury), 2362 nucleotides. It is a transcript of the gene sppl2b, whose product is annotated as signal peptide peptidase-like 2. Gene Ontology annotation, cellular component: lysosomal membrane; lumenal side of endoplasmic reticulum membrane; Golgi-associated vesicle membrane. Gene Ontology annotation, biological process: membrane protein proteolysis. Bases 44 to 1720 code for a protein of 558 amino acids. Lineage: Eukaryota; Metazoa; Chordata; Actinopteri; Beloniformes; Belonidae. Gene Ontology annotation, molecular function: aspartic endopeptidase activity, intramembrane cleaving. The record is from RefSeq and is a predicted model, not a curated record. The transcript has 15 exons.